Messenger RNA from Trichophyton benhamiae CBS 112371, 1212 nucleotides. RefSeq lists its product as uncharacterized. The transcript has a single exon. Gene Ontology annotation, cellular component: nucleus; cAMP-dependent protein kinase complex. Lineage: Eukaryota; Fungi; Ascomycota; Eurotiomycetes; Onygenales; Arthrodermataceae. The record is from RefSeq and is a predicted model, not a curated record. Gene Ontology annotation, molecular function: cAMP-dependent protein kinase regulator activity. Bases 1 to 1212 code for a protein of 403 amino acids. Gene Ontology annotation, biological process: regulation of protein phosphorylation.
AUGUCUCAAUCGCACUUCGUCUCUAACCCGUUCAGUGCCAACGGUGGCGGCAGCAGCGUCAACCGCAUCGACGAGGAGGAGGAGAACGUCACCUCGCCCACAGACCCCGUCAGGCCAGAUGCCGGCAGCAGAGAGGUCCCCAGAAGCACAUACACCACCAACGCCCACACCAAUACCAAUACCAGCAGCUCGGCAUCGUCAGCUAGCAACAUGUUCGGGGCCAGUCCCUUUGGCAGCGCUGCCGGCCAGCACCAGGAAGCAUCCAGCGGAUUCCCCAACAACUACUCCCUGGGCCGCCGCACCUCCGUCUCCGCCGAGUCCCUGAACCCAACGACCUCGGGAACAGACAGCUGGACCCCUCCUCACCACCCCAAGAGUCCCGCCCAGCUGUCCCGUCUGCAGGCCGCGGUCUCAUCCAACUUCCUCUUCGCCCACCUGGACGACGACCAGUUCAAGACCGUGCUGGAUGCUCUCGUCGAGAAGCCCGUGCCGGCCAAGGACAUCAAGGUCAUCACCCAGGGAGACGCAGGCGACUUCUUCUACAUUGUCGAAUCAGGCCAUUUUGACAUCCACAUCCACCCUUCCGGCACUGCUCAGCCAGGUGGUCUGGCCGGUCUAGGCGCAAAAGUCACCUCUAUCGGGCCGGGAGGUGCAUUCGGCGAGUUGGCUCUGAUGUACAACGCCCCGCGUGCAGCUACAGUCAUCUCAACCGAACCAUCUACCCUCUGGGCCCUGGACCGCAUCACCUUCAGACGCAUUCUAAUGGACAGCGCCUUCCAGCGUCGACGCAUGUACGAGGCCUUCCUGGAAGAAGUGCCAUUGCUGUCGUCUCUCAAGCCAUACGAGCGCUCCAAGAUAGCCGAUGCCCUGGACACCGUCAAGCACCCCAGCGGAGCCACCAUCAUCGCCGAGGGUGAGCCAGGGGAGUCCUUCUACCUGCUCGAGUCCGGCGAGGCGGUGGCGUACAAGGCCGGCAUCGAGGGCCCCGUCAAAGAGUACAAGCGCGGUGACUACUUUGGUGAGUUGGCGUUGCUGGAUGAUAAGCCUAGACAGGCCACCGUCGUCUCCAAGUCGGAGGUCAAGGUUGCAAAGCUCGGUAGAGAUGGCUUCAAGCGUCUGCUUGGGCCCGUGGAGGAGAUUAUGCGGAGAGAAGACUAUGGCACAGCCAGUGCCACGGACUCGGAGGCCGGUAAAGAGCAAAAGGGUACCUAG